Maniola jurtina (meadow brown) is the source of this 3333-nucleotide messenger RNA. RefSeq lists its product as uncharacterized. Gene Ontology annotation, cellular component: membrane. Gene Ontology annotation, biological process: immune response. The record is from RefSeq and is a predicted model, not a curated record. The coding region runs from base 511 to 1527 and encodes 338 amino acids. The transcript has 6 exons. Lineage: Eukaryota; Metazoa; Arthropoda; Insecta; Lepidoptera; Nymphalidae. Gene Ontology annotation, molecular function: tumor necrosis factor receptor binding; receptor ligand activity.
UAUUAGUAACCUCUGUGUCAACCAUAAAAUAUUUGCUGAACUUAACAAUAUUGGAUGGUUUAUAAAAAUUAGAACGAUUAUAAGUACGAUACCGCGAAACUUUAUCGUAAAACCUUUCGAACUCCCGGUGGUAAACGGUCGCGAUUACGCCUCUCUCGGCCCACAUUCCGUUCUCAUCGCGCCCGUCGUCUCUGCGCAGUUUGAAAUUGGCGCGUCGACUGUGUAGCGGUCAAGCCGCGCGCGCGCUCCAAUGCCAGCCGCCCGUCAAACCAACAACUUGAAACUUUUGCUCGUGUUAUUUACUUUUUUGUUUGUUUUGGUGCGGUAGAAGGACUAGGUUUUUAAUGAAUAAAGAAAAACUGUACGUUUAAGUGAUAAAGUGAAUUAUCAGUUAUCAAACAAGUAACAAAUGUCUCUAUAUUUUUGGAACGGCGACGCCUACACCGAUGAUUGUGUGAACAGCAUUUUAUCAUACUAGCAUAGUACUAGGUAAAGAAAAUAUUAUUUACAAUGGACGGGGACAGAAAAUUAAACCUCGAAGGUGUCCCAUUAAACUCGGCAGGUGCAGCGAAUAUUUACUUGAAUACUGGCAAAAAUAAAGUAAACGACCGCGACGGGACUGUUAUUCAUUUAAAUACAGAGAAGCCUGCGGACGUCGGCGUUCACAUCAAUACAACUUUGUCCAUCGCGUCUUCUAAGAAAAUUAAGCUCCUAUUUAUAUUGAGCUUCUUACUCAGUGUGAUUUGUAUGAUAACAAGUUGCUCCAUAGCAUUUUACUACUGCAACGAGAUAUCAUCCCUGAGAAGACAGUUCGAUGUGUUGAGAGAACAAUUUUUGAUACAGAAUAUAAAAGAGGGAGUCCUAAAUCAGGAUAGAGCAGUACAGAGCCCUCUUGUAUCCAAUUUUAAACCGCAGUUAAAAGGAGUAGAGGUCCGAGAAGGCAGGGAAUUUAUCAAAAGUGAAGUGCCUCCUAAAAGGUACUAUGUUGAAGACCUCGGUGAGGAUAUGUUACUUGUAGACUCGAGCAAGAAGAAACCUAGUCAAGAAAAAUUGCCGACAUAUGACUUAUCCUUCUUCCAAAAAGAGCCUCUGGUUGUUCAUUUUAAUGGUGCAAUACGAGAACUGAACAUUGGCACUCAAUCCAUCAUUGGUCCAUGGGUGCGCGACCUGGAAGUGUCUUCCAAGGACAGCGAGGCGAAGAUAGAGCUGAACAGUAACUACUUCACGGUCAAAGAGAGCGGACUGUACUUUAUUUACGCACAAGUGGUCUACCUAACUCACGCACCGAACUGUUACUUCGUUUGGGCCCGACAACCCAAUAGUGAGCCGCGUCUCUUAACAACCUGCGCUACUGGGGACGACUCGAGCCCCAGGCCUCUCAACAAAUCUCAGAUCUCCUGCUCAGUCCACACUAUAACCCGACUGUACAAAGGAGACACCGUCAACAUGGCCCAACGGGAACAGAACAGGACCUUGUGGCUUCGACCGGGUUACACUUACUUUGGCUUCGUCAAACUUAGUUCCUAAUAUGGCUGUGAUAGUGGUAAUGAAAUGCUUCAAAAAACGGGACGAGGCCCCACAUACACUCAGGGAAUGCAAUAUUUCUGUAGUUUUUUUAUGUUUACCUACUUACUUAGACAUAAGUACCUAUUAUAAUGCGCAGAGAGUAGUGCAAAUAUAGAGAUUAACUUACGGGAGAACGUCAUGAGAACGUCAUAUCAUCUCCAUACAAUUUUGGCAGAUUUACGACCAGUUAACGUUGCCAGAGAUGAAUGAAGUUUUGAUUCGAUGGUGAUGACGUCAUACAAAUCAAAAGUCCGCGCGGGAUGCAUGUGUGCGAGAAGACUGCACACCAAAGCCGACGACUCGCUGGCUUUCUAUAGCAAAAGAUCAAUGUCAAUUAUGUAUGACGUAAAUAAUAAUUGAUAAUAGCCCGGCUACAAAUCUAUAUUGUAGCCGGGCUAUUAUCAAGAGUCUAUGGUGUAUAUUAUUCUCCUUUAAGCGUGGAUUUGUGUUGGUUAGGUUUAACAAUACUAUGUACGUCAGCAAUUAAAGUGGGUCCUUUCAGUGCUGACGCACAUAUUGUAUCGCUGCUGUCGACGCAUACAAGUGACGCACUUAAAAUAAAGUUAGUCUGACCCGAUGAGAGGGAUCAGGUCACAGACAGACUGUCUAUCAUCAUAUCAUAGACUGUCAUUGUCUGUCGAGUUUCUUGCUGGUUCUUCUCGGUAGGAACGGCAUUCCGAACCAGUGGUAAAUUAUUUGACGAUUCAAAAGCACUUGUAAAAGUUUAUUUGAAUAAAAAUCUAUUCUAUUCUGUCCGUACUGCAGAUAUAGUUUACUCUUAUAGAAGUUGCGCUAACUCUCACUCGCAGCUCAUUUCUGACCCGCUAAAAAGAGUAAGACGUACUAUUAUUGUGGUUAGUAUGUGGUCGUGGUGGAGGUGUCUGGUGCUCAUGAAACAAAACACGAAGUUUGAUAGACACCCCGUUUAUUUACUGUCCACACAGGUCACUCAUUACCUAUUUGGAAUAUAUAUUACUUCGCGGAACCCUAGUUAAGGGUUUAUUCGAGCCGUAGUCUCUUCUACAGUCUUUCUCUGAAGCCUGGCCGAUGGGAAAGAUACCAGAUCCGUAGCCAAGGCAGCUAUGUCUGAAGAAUAGAAACCACAAAACCAGCAUUAAAUUAAGUGUACAUAGAGAUCUUGGUUGGUCUAAGGAGUUUCAUAUUUGCGCACAAAAUCUUAAGAGCUACAUAUUUUUACACAAAAAAGAUACAGCUAUUGUUUCGAUUUUCGUUGUAUGUGGGGCCUCAAACUGGGAAGCAUAUAAUAUACUGCCAUUGUGCCUUAUUCCCAUUCUGUUGAUACGAAUGGUGCUAUCGUAAUACUAUUAUUAUUUUAUUGUACAGGAAGUGAUUUAAGUGUGCCAUAUAUUGUACAUAACGGUUGAUUACGUACAUCACACUGUGUUAUGUACUUAUAUUUGUGUCGUCCAUGAGACGGCCAUCAUUUUGCUGUAUACAAUUGAAAUGUAAAUUAAGGUCUGAAUUUCGCAGUAUCUUUUUGAUGAAAGACAUAAUUAUGGUGCCGAAAGAUAGAUCUUAGACAAUGCUUCUUUAACUGAUGAAAAAUGUUUAGAUGAAAUCACUUCUUUUCCGAGCUUCCAGUGAAUUGAUCUCGUAUUGGUCGAAGAAUCCCACGAGUCGUACCAAAAUUUUGCGUUAAGUUUGACAAAAUUAUUUUAUUAUUCCAUAUUAUUUUGAUGUGAAAUGUAUGUUCGUUUUUGUGUAAAAUUACUUCAUUUUAAGUACGAAUAUAAUAAUGGAUACUUA